AUGGCUGCUUCGGCGGCGGCGCCGAGCACUUGCCCCAGCUUCGCCGUGGUCUGCUCUUUUCUGGAGCGUUAUGGAGCUAUAUUGGGUCUGCCGGAGUUUACGCUUCCACAGCUGGAAGAAUAUCUACAGGAGACGUCGACAGUUCCUGAGGUCUUGGUGGAACUUCAUGUGAAGUUGCUGAGGAAAAUUGGCAAGUUUGCAACCACAGACAGAUGGGAGAAGUAUCUUGUAAAGAUAUGCCAGGAGUUUAACAGCACCUGGGCAUGGGAGCUUGAGAAGAAAGGUUACUCGGAGAUGUCAUUGGAGUGCAAGGCUGGAAUUCUCAAAUACAUAUGUGAGUGCCAGUUUGAUGAAAACGUCAGGUUCAAGACAACAGUCAAUGAGGAAGAUCCCAACAAGAUGCGGCUACAGCCCAUUGGUCGAGACAAGGAUGGGAUAAUGUACUGGUUCCAGUUGGACCAGGACUACAACAUCCGCAUGUAUGUGGAGGAGCAGGACGACCUGGAUGGGUCCUCGUGGAAAUGCAUCGUUAGGACACGAGCUGACCUGGCGGAGAUUGUGCAGCUGUUGAAGACCCAGAUCGAUCCCGAACUGCUGACCAAGAAAGAGGUGGAUGAUGAGAGGUCCACUAGUACCAGUCCCAGCCCUGAGGAUGAAGAGAAAAAGAAAGAGGGGUUUGAAGGGGAUGUAAUAAAGACUGAAAUGAAAGAGGACACUAAACAGAAUGAAAGUGACGGACCCAUCAAGGAUGCAUCAGUCCCUAAAUCCCCAGAGGAUAAAAGUGAGGAAAAGCCCUCAGUGAAAGAUGAGAAAGGGGACCUGAAGCAGGAGGGCACAGGCAGCAAGACGGCAGCUGCUGGAAGCAGUGAGAAGGGGGUGAAAACUGAGCCAAAAAACAGAUCGGAAAGCAAAGAGGAAGUAUCUGCAGACAGUAAAGAGCAAGCUUGCCAUGUUGUUAACAAAGAGGAACCACUAGGGGAGGUCAUAAGUGCCCCAGCAACAGCUGUAAGAAAAGAGGAGAGUCCCACCAAGGUGGCCGAGGAUGUCCAGAGGGCUGUGAAGAGCGACCAGCAGGCCAAAAUCCCUUUGAAGAAGCGAGAGAUGAAACUGAGUGAUGGCUUUGAUGGCAACAAUGGGGGCAGCAUCCGGAACACCUCAGUCACUCCUGUCAAAGAGCUGCUAAAGGAGGAAGGGGGAGAAGGGGGGAAUGGGGAAAAUGGGAAGAGGUUGUCGCCCCCUGCUUCUGCGGAGGAGACAAUGAAUGAGAGGAAAGGUGGUCCUAUGAAUGGAGAGGUUCACCCCCUGACAGAAACGAGUGACUGUGGUGACAUUAAAAAGAAGGUGUUGGACAGGGACGUGCAGGACAACUCUUCUGACAGCAGCCAGCUUGAGAAGGGUGAAGCAGAGCUAGCAUGUAGUAUUUCCAGAGAAGGGAAUGGACUGGCAAUGGGCAGCACAGUGGCUAAAACAAUACUGUGUGAAGAGGAGAUGGCAAAACUGAAGACAGACGAGCUGGACGAAGAGAAAGAGAAUAAGACUGAACAGGAGGUGGCAGCUAAGCCUGUGGUACCCACAGUCCCUGACACACUGGAGAAAACCACAAAAACGGAGGAGAAGGAAGCCACCGUCACAGCUUUAAAGGAGAUGAACACAAAAUCGUCCUCCAAAGAGCCAGAGAGGUCGUGUACACCUAAGGUAAAUCCCUUGGAAGACAGAGGGCACAGAAAACCAAAGGAGGCUGGUUCAGAAAGCUCUGACAAUGUCAAAGAGGACAUCAAGGAUGCUCAGAGAGAGAAAGAGGAGAUUGUUGAAAAAGAUACAUCCAAAAACAACAGAGAAGAGGACAGCACUAAGGAGGACACAGAGAGCAAAAGCACACUGGUAGAAUCUACAUCAGAGGUGGAAAGAGGAGAGCAGAGGUCCUGUGAUGAAAGUGGCCGGAUCAGAGGGGGUAGAGUCGGGAGAGGCAAAGACUGGGAACGUGGAAAAGGAGGAAGAGGAGCCCAAGAGAUGAAGACAGCAGAGGUGAAAGUGAACCAAGAGGGGGAGGGGACCAAGCAGGGCGGUGGAGGAGAUGCUGAAAAGUUGAAGGAUGCAGCUCUGACAACAGGAAAGGAGGAUGAGACCAGUGAGUUGUCAUCAGCAGAUAGGGAGGAGGGAACUCGGCCGAAGCUCAAGGCUCCUGUCAAUCGUAGGGUGAUGAAGAUUAGGAGGGAGGAGACGAGGCCAGACUCGGAGUCGGACUCUGCUGAGGGGAGGCCCCUGCGGAGGUCUCCCAGAAUCUGCCGGCCAAGCGCCAAGAUGGCAGAAAUCCAGGGCAUGAAAAAGAACAUAAAGGAGGAGGAGGAGGAGAAGGAGGAGGAUGAGGAAGGGGAAGAGAAGCCUGUGCAAAAGAAACGACAAAAAGGGAAUGCUGACUCAGACAGUCAGCCCAAGUCGACAAAGGGAACAAGGAGGCAGCGGAGGACAAGGUGGUCAAACAGUCGUACACGGAGGAGUAAAAGAAAGGACUCUAGUGAUGAGGACUACGAGGUGGAGGAGGAGGAGGAGGAAGAGAGUGAGGAUGACAACAGUGAUGAAGAUUACCAGGUGGAAAAGGACAUAAAGAUGAACAGGAUCAGAAAGAGGAGCAGACAGAGGAAUGAUUCAGACACCUCCUUGUCUUCUGCAGAUGAGAAGCCCAAUGAUGACCCCUGCAAACACUGUGGCCUUCCCAACCAUCCUGAACUAAUCCUGCUGUGUGACUCGUGUGACAGCGGAUACCACACUGCCUGCCUGCGACCUCCCCUCAUGAUGAUCCCGGAUGGGGAGUGGUUCUGCCCACCUUGCCAGCAUAAACUGCUGUGUGACAGGCUGGAGGAGCAGCUGGUUAACCUGGACGCAGCCUUGAAGAAAAGGGAGCGUGCUGAGCGAAGGAAAGAGCGCUUGGUGCACGUGGGGAUCAGUGAGGAAAACAUCAUCCCUCCCUCAGAGGAGAAGGUGGAGGUCAGGGUAGAGGAGGAAGAGGAGGAGGAGAAGGAGGAAGAGGAGGAAGAAUACAAGGACAAAAAAAAGAGCAAUUUUGGAAGGAGGUCAACGAGGAGGAAGAAACGCAUAAGCUACAGGUUUGAUGAGUUUGAUGAAGCCAUCGAGGAGGCAAUCGAAGAAGACAUCAGAGAGGCAGAAGGAGGUGGUGCCGGUAGGGGGAAGGACAUGGCCAACAUUACGGGCACAGGGGGGAAGGACAUCUCCAACCAUCUGCAGGAAGAGGGCAAGGAGAACGGCCGGCUGCCGCGGGCUGCCGCUGCCCCUCGUAAGAGGAAGCGGCGGCGCCUCAAUGACCUGGACAGUGACAGCACCCAGGAGGAGGAGAGUGAGGAUGAGUUUUGCAUCAGUGAGAGCUCAGAAGAGGAGCUGGAGUUUGUGGUUUCGGACAACGACGUGGAAAGCGAUGUUGAGAUCAACUCCUUUGAUGACAGCGACUUUGGCAGUACUGGCCGUGGCUCUCGUGUGAAAACCAAGAAAUGGAGCAAGAGGUGGAGAGGUGCAAAAGAAACACCUCCACGGCAGCGGCGUAGAAAAAGAUUCUAUUCGGACGAUGAAGAGGAAGAAGAGACGGACGAGCAGGAGGAAGAGGAUGAAAUAGUGACAGAGGGCUCUGACGAAUUUAGCGAGAAUGACCUGGACAUGACGAGGCGCAGGUCUCGCCGGAGCCUGAAGAAGCAGGUCAACUACCGUGAGACCUCAGACUCCGAGGGGUCACAGGCGGCCACCAAUCGAGACAAGAAGAAGUUGGUACAACAUCGCCACUGCAGCUCCGACAGCGAAGGGAGCUUUGUCUUGGAAGACUCAGAUGAAGAGGAGGAGGAGGAUGGGGAGAGGAGGAAUAAGAACGGAAGGGGGAAGGGUAAUUCUUCUGUGGGAGACUCCAGGCAGCGACAUAGACGGCUGACACUGAAGAGACGGAGAGCCUCGGAGGAAGACGACGACGACGACGACUCGGAAGAGUCGGAGGACGAGCGGCCUGUUCGCAAGAGGCUGAACCGCAUCGAUUCGGACGAGGAGGAGGAGGAGGAAGAGAGUGUGAAGAAGACUCACAAGAUGGCCAGCGAAGAGGAGAGCCCGCUGGACUACAACCUGGUGGAGCUCCCCUCUGCCAACGGACAUAACCCCAUGAAGGGGCUGGAGGGCUUCAUGACUGGCAGGCCAGGGGGCCUCCAGGGUGGGCCCAAAAUCAGCGGGGCACCAGCCGCUACCCUGGCACCCAAUGGCCUGGUACCACAAGAGAUUUCUCCGCAAGAUGAGGACGAAGAUGACCUCCGGGUGACCGACCUUGUGGACUACGUCUGCAACAGUGAACAGUUGUAAGACAUUAUGGUUUUACUGUUUAUUUUAUUUUUAUUGUAUUCUUUUAAUCAUUGGCCUAAACCACCUCCUCACCAUGUAAGUAUAAACUGGACUUCUGUGUUCUGGACAAGGGCUCACUGUGAUUGCUGCCAGGAGGAGUAUGCAUGUACACACAGUGUCUGUGCCCUCUUCUGCCUCUCUAUACACACACAAACCCAGGUAAAGGACUGCAACAAUGUCUUUGAACAGUCUUCUUUCUGUCCUGUCUUCAUAGUGCCCUUGGUCUUGAGAAAGGGCCUUGUUUUUGGCCUUCUUUUUACAGAAAUUUAUAUUUUAGACACUAUCCUCUGCUUGUUUGUCCUUUUAUGAAAAUGUUUUCUUGCAGUAAUAUUUUUAUAUUUUAUAUGAACACUUUGCCUAACCAUAACAAAAAUGUUUUGGAAGGGAGAUAGAAAAGCAUUCCAUUCUCAACCUUGAGUUUAAGGGAUCUCCAGCAGAAAACGAACCUUUUUUUUCUAAUAAGUCAUGAUUUCACAAACUCAGUUCUGCCAAGGAACAGGAAAUGAUGUCCUGUCAGUGGUAAAUUCGUCCAGUCAAGUCAGAUUUAUUUGCAACCCUUGACAGCCGAUCAUCACUUUCUUACCCUCCGUCAUGACAAACUGCUGAGAAAUAUAUUUAUGUCUUUGCUUACGUUUUAAAGGAAAAAUGUUCUUUUUGAAUGGAU
This is a messenger RNA of Megalops cyprinoides (Indo-Pacific tarpon), 5050 nucleotides long. It is a transcript of the gene rsf1b.1, whose product is annotated as remodeling and spacing factor 1b, tandem duplicate 1. NCBI's taxonomy places the organism in Eukaryota, Metazoa, Chordata, Actinopteri, Elopiformes, Megalopidae. Gene Ontology annotation, biological process: regulation of DNA-templated transcription. The record is from RefSeq and is a predicted model, not a curated record. Gene Ontology annotation, cellular component: RSF complex.